CCUGAUGAUAAUGAUCAGUAGGGGGAGCGUGCCCCACCUGUGCUGCUGCAAUGAAACUCUCUGGUGUGGAACACUGACACCCAACUGUCCGUGGACAGCUGCAGGAUGGCCGGGAGCUUCUUCAAAGGAUGCUUCCUCUCCUUGUUCGACUAUAAAACGGAAAAAUACAUUGUCGCCAAAAAUAAGAAAGUUGGAGUUUUGUACAGACUUAUUCAGUUAUCUUUCAUCGGUUACAUUAUAGGGUGGGUUUUUGUAAGCAAGAAGGGCUACCAGGAGACAGACGAGGCCAUCCAGAGCUCUAUUAUAACUAAACUGAAGGGAGUCUCAGUGACUAACACCACUGAGUCUGGUCUGCUAGUGUGGGGACCUGAGGACUAUGUCAUCCCACCACAGGGUGAAGCUGUUCUGUUUGUCGUAACUAAUUUCUUAGAGACGCCAAACCAGAAGCUGGGAUACUGUGCUGAGAACCCCAAAGUGCUGAAUGGUCACUGUCGAGAUGACAAGGACUGUGAAGAGGGGAAGAUGAUAGUGGCUGGUAACGGAAUUAUGAGUGGCCGAUGCUUAAGAAAAGAUGAAAACUCCACUGGGACCUGUGAAAUCUACGGCUGGUGUCCCAUUGAAAGAAUAUUCAAACCACAAGGGCCUCUGCUGACAAAUGCUGAAAACUUCACCAUUUACAUAAAGAAUUUCAUCCAAUUUCCCAAAUUCACAUUUUCAAAGUCCAACGUUCUGGAAACGGCUGAUGACUCCUUUUUGAAGAAAUGCCGAUUUGACCAGGAGCUUCACCCCUACUGCCCCAUCUUUCGCCUGGGUGACAUCACCAGACGAGCUGGAUACAACUUCCAGGACAUGGCCACAUUUGGUGGUUCCAUUGGCGUUGUGAUAGAGUGGGACUGUGAUCUUGACAAAGGCUACUCUAACUGCCAUCCACAGUACCACUUUACUCGUCUGGAUGUCAGCGUCUCCAACAAGACCAUCGCAACAGGAUUUAACUUCAGACAUACUCGGUAUUUCAAAAAUACUGCUGGUGAGAGCUAUCGAUCUCUAUUCAAAGUCUAUGGUGUCCAAUUUAACGUCAUGGUGCACGGAAAGGCCGGGAAGUUCAGCAUCAUCCCAACAGCCAUCAAUGUUGGCUCAGGGCUGGCUUUGAUGGGUGCUGGAGCUUUCAUCUGUGACUUGAUCCUUCUCUACCUAAUGAAGAAGGGCAACUCCUAUCGAGAGAGAAAGUUUGAAGGAUACAAGUAUGAAAAGCAACACAUGGAAGUAAUAAAUCAAAAUCUGAAGACAACAGUGUGGAAGACAGAAAGGGUGCCACAGAGCAGAAGAAGCUGGCGUUGCUGUGAAGCUCUUGUAAGACGAGGCAUCGUCUUAAAAAAAUAAUUUGGUUGAAUUUGUCAGUUUGAGGAUGCAACAUAUUUUACCUUUGUAACAACUCCAUUUUUAGAACGUUAAAACUGUAACUAUAUGGUUUAGCCAUGAAAUGAGUGCGAUUUUAGCAACAUUGCCUGAAAGUGAUGUUCUUGCAUCCAGGCCACUUUUACUGAAGCUUAAGUUGUAUAAUUUGUGAAAUUUUUUUUAUUUUUUAACCAAACAACUAUUCAUUUAUGGAAUUUAAGAUAUUUUAUGUGGAUAAAUACUGUUGAAAAGAUAUUCCAGACAUGAAUUCAAAUCUCAUCUUUAAAAUAAAUAGUUAAACAAAUUAGCAUAUAAGGAAAUACAGACUUUUGUAAUAGUCAUUAUGACAUACUGUGCAAGGGUCGUAAUUCUGAUUGCUGAUUGGAUAAAAGGAGAUUUCUUUAGGUCACAUGUGGGGCCUCACCAUAAAAAUGAAACAGGUAUGGUGACUCUGAUACACUAACUAUUACAAGGUUGAUAUAUGUUGUAUAAAUGUCACUUAAACAUCAUUGUUUAGACCAAAUGUCUCCACAGAGGCCUCACACGGUGGCUCAGUGUUUAUGCCACAUAUCACUCAAGUGGUUCGUCACCUUCUUCUGAAAGGAAGUCAUUUAUGCUUGUAGAAAUUCUCUUUAGACUAUCAGAGGUCACAGGAUAACAUGUGCUAUGUAUUUUUUAGCCAGCAGAUUGAUUCUAGGGACUGCAAUAUCUUUUUAAAUCCACUUAUCCUACUACAAUACACAGCAAAGCAUGAGCAUGUGGGAAAAAAAAUCCCACUCCCACAGUAGGUGAAUAUGCAAACUUCACUCAGAAAAGUUAGCAGAAAAGACUUAAAUCACUUUCCUUUUUUAGUAAGUACAUUGUUUGCUGCUUGAUUUGCAAUGAUUCUUAUGAAUGAAAUAUACCUCAGAAGUGAACCAAGCAUUAAGUGCUAGUUUUCCUCCAACAUAUAUGUUUCUUCAGAGUGGUACAUGAUGUGAUUUUGUUUAGUCAGUUUCCCAACCAAAAGCUUUAUGUAUAAAUUAAUAGAAGAAAGCGCUGCAUGUAACCCAAGUAAAUGUGCAAAUAAAGAUUUUAAUAAGACA
Sander lucioperca (pikeperch) is the source of this 2480-nucleotide messenger RNA. Its product is annotated as P2X purinoceptor 5-like. The record is from RefSeq and is a predicted model, not a curated record. Gene Ontology annotation, cellular component: plasma membrane; nuclear inner membrane. Lineage: Eukaryota; Metazoa; Chordata; Actinopteri; Perciformes; Percidae. The transcript has 13 exons. Gene Ontology annotation, molecular function: purinergic nucleotide receptor activity; ATP binding; extracellularly ATP-gated monoatomic cation channel activity. The coding region runs from base 106 to 1380 and encodes 424 amino acids. Gene Ontology annotation, biological process: response to ATP; monoatomic cation transmembrane transport.